UCUUCUUUGCUUAGUCGUCGACGUUUCAUCUAUAACAUAUUGUCCUUAUACGCUUUAUAUGUGCUGAGAGCCUUGGAUCUUUGUGUGCUGAAAGCCUUUACGUGACUGAGUGUUUUGUUGCCCGUAGUCUUAUUUGAUAUUGGUUGUAAGUAGGGCGUGUCUUGCAUGAAUUUCAUGUUCUACGUCCCUGCAAGACGGUCCUUGGUCAAUCUCUUGGCACAAAGUCUCAUGUUAAAGGUCCUCGCAGGUCUUUUAAGUGUCUUCCAUGAUAACAUCUUGUCUCCCUAGACUUUCUCUCCCAGGAUUAUUUUUUUAUAAUAGAGAGAGAGUGCUGUCUAUAAAAAUAUGAGGAGGUUCAUGUAAAAAAAAAAUGCCUGUGAAAUGACCAAACUGUCAGUGGGAAAUUUGCAUUGUGCAUUUAAAUAAGUAAACCAGACUUCUUGAUUUACAUUAGUUUGCAUUGUCUGAUAUACAGUUCAUAAAAUGAAUAGCACAAUACGAACAUAAUCUUAAAUGAGAGGCUUUAGCCUGAACAGCCAUAGAGUGAGUUGUCCUGUUUUCAGGAUUGUGAACUACUGGUAAAAAUAGACUUUAUCUAUGGAUUACAUUGCACAGCCUAUAAAAUGUUUCUUAAAACUAGAGACACAAUUUCUUUGUUUUUGUUCCUAGUUCCGUUUCCCCAAAUUUAUACUUGAAAAGGUCAAGGGUAUAUGCUGUUAACAUUUUACUAAACAGUCUUGAGGAAGCCCUUUCUACAUUAGCUGCACAUUAAAAUUACCUUUUUUGAAAGUAAUGGAAGAAUAUUUUUAACUAGUAGUAGAGAGGUAUCUGUUUAUAGUUUCUUGCAAUUGGAAUGAAUGUGUUUCUAUAACUUUAGGGCCUGUAUUGUGUUCUUAUUUAGUUUAAACCAGUUUGCAUGUUAUCUUGUACUUGUAGGUGCCAAGUGAUUAACUGCCUGCUCGAUCUGCAUAAGACAACAAGAAUAAAUUCAUGAAGAAUCAUACGGUAGUUGCCUAAUUCAUUAAAACCCAAUGAGCAGCAUCCGUGCUUCUUCAUCACUGGCAGGUUCUUUUUUUCCGAUCACUGAAUGUUGUAGACAUUUUUUUUGAUUGCUAGUGUAAAACUGUAAUUCUGCACUGUUCUCCCUUGCUAACUAUGCUGCAGUUGCUCAGUUAAUCAUUAACGUUCUUGGAAUGCUGUGAACUACUUUUACCAUAAAAAAGGUUUUAUAAAUAAAUGUCCGUAUUUUUUAGAGUAAAAAUGUUGUUUGUUUUCUGUAGCAAGUGUGUUUGUUGAAUGACCAUUUUCACACAACUACUUUUACAUACUGUGCAAAAUGACAUAUUUUAGGACAACAUUGCAUGAGGGAAUGUUAACUGAGGUGAUUUCUUCAUGGUUUUAUUUACAUACAGCAAGUCCUCAUGUGCUCACAUACUGAGACCGGGCCAGUUCAGAGUGAUAAGUUAACCUAAUGUGAGGUGGUAAAGAGAAUAUCAGACUAUGCAUUCAUGCUUAUUUUUUUCCUUUGCAAAAUGUUUUUUAGAAAAUAACCCGUCAGGGUUGGCAUUUGGCCUUCUGAGUGUUGAGCCCAUCUAAGAUUCCUGGUAGGAUAUGCAGCAACUAAUACUGAAAAUACGUUGAGAACAAUCAAAAAGGUUUUCUUUUAAAUUCUAUCAUCUGAUUAUUUAUGGAGUGUCUGUUCAGUGUGUACUUAUCACCCCUUCCCCUUUCGUAAAACCAAAAUGUGAAAUGAAGAACCUGCCUGAGUUAGUACUUGGGCUAAAAAAAUGAUCAGUUCUAACACAGGCAUGAGGUGCUCAAGAGAUAGCAGUAAGUUUGGCUGGUGCUUCUUGGCAGAAUAACACAUUGGCUGGUGUCCAUCAGUGUACUGGAGCCCUCAAGUCUCACCAUAGAUUUCAAACACAGUUCAGUUUCUAGCCUUUGCCAAGUAUGCUUGUGGGUAUUCAAUCCUAAGCUUUUGGCUGACAUUAAAACAAAUCAUCAAAAUAGUUUAAGUUUUAGUAAUCUUUUUUAUUCUUGCCACUACAAAUCAUUGUGCUGUUUCACUGCUGGGUUCAGUAGGAAUGGUGUUAAUGUUUAUGAGUUCAUUGCCUGCAUGCAGUGUCACAUCUUAAACUUCAUUUCCCUGCCAUUGUCAUUUGGCGUUAAUUACAUUGUAACCAAUUUUCUUGUUACUCUCACACACAUCUUUAUAACAUAAUAUUAAUAUUACCAAAGAGACAUUUUUUUUCCCCGGCUUUAUUUAGAAGUCUCUGUACUAAUUGUAAAUGACUCUUACUUUUUUUUUCCAGCAAUUUCUCUACCUUACAGUUACUGCUUCCAGAAGGAUGGACUGAUAUAUGGUACACAGUGUUUUGGUGCCAUAAAUUGUUUUGCUUUGAUAUUAGUAAUAGACCUUAUGGUGAGCCAAGAUAAAUUUAGAGACACCCCUCUCAACCACAAGUUUAUUUUGAAGGGUUUUUGUUCUCUAUUAAAACACACGAGUACCAAGCAUCCCUUUAUCAAGUCAUAGGCAGUGAUAUUAAAUUCACUGUUUGGAGUGUUUCUUUGUAUCCUAGUGGAGCCAGAGCCCUAGAUUCAGAUCCUGCACCAGAUUGUUCUUUUAUUUGGAGUUUGCUUGUCUUCCAAAGGGAUUUCCUGCCACAUCCCCAGGGAUGUGCAGCCACUCGGACCCCCAUGAAUUUUAUUGAAUGAGUUUGUAAAUGUAAUAUCUUACAGGAUUUACAUGUUUGCUUUUUGCAAUCAUUGUGUAUCUGUGGCAACUCAUUUUUAACAUUUUUUGUUAUACUUUGUCAAAUACUUUAUAUAAUAAAUAUAUAUUUUUUUGCAUUAUUAUUUUACAUUGAUUGUUUGCCUACGGCCUGAGAGUGCUCAUUAAUGAGCUGUGUCUGACUGCCAAGGGGCAGUGAAUUUCCAGGCCUUUGAAAAUACGCAUCAUUGGGUCUGUAGAUCUUAUAAGUGCACUCAACUAAAUUUUCUUAAAUUUUAACAGACCAGCAGUUUGUUGUGGUUACAGCAGGGUGAUGAUUAGGUUACCUCAAGGCUACGCUUUGCAUUUUUUGGUCAACUUGUGGGCAGUUGCCAUCAUCCUUUUAAGUGCUCCUAAAAUCGUUCUGCAUUGUCCAUCUGGGCAGAUUUUGAAAUGCCAAAUAAAGCACAAGAGGAUGCUGUUAUUAAUCUCAAGUCCAUACAAGAACUCUCCAAACAGCUAGGUUUUGAGUGGACGAUCAUUGCCAAUGAACUGGGAUUUACAAGAGCUGAAGUCAGGCAAUUUCAUGCUUCUUCUGUAGAGAAAAAGGUGCAGGCCCUGAAAAUGCUGGAAUGCUGGUAUGAAAGGUCCUGGAACAAGCUGAACAAGACGAAGCUCCUGCAGGAUGCAUUAGAGCGUGCUGGCCGCCAGGACCUUGCUGACAAGCUGCGCUGUCUCCACUGGGGUCAUCAGAAACUGAGCCACAGAGUGGAGCUUCCUUCUGCCUUCCCUUUCCUCAUUACUGUCCACAAAACCAUCAACAACAGGGAGGGGCUGAAGAAGAUCAACCAGCUGAGUCAGAAGAACGCCUAAUGUGUCAGCCAAGGUGAUCCAUACGAGCAUUCUAGAUGGCAUUUCAAACUGUAACAUGUCUGUCUCAAAUACACUGUGAGCAAAAAAAAAAAAAAAUCUUUGUUAAAAUGUUUUUUUUUUUUUAGUUUUAAAUGUGCAUCUGUUUUAAGAAAAUAAGAUUCCUAAAGGUUUGGUUGGUGUGAACAUUUUUUAAUUUUCAGUUUUG
This is a messenger RNA of Polypterus senegalus (gray bichir), 3788 nucleotides long. RefSeq lists its product as uncharacterized. The transcript is spliced from 4 exons. Gene Ontology annotation, molecular function: protein binding. Gene Ontology annotation, biological process: signal transduction. The record is from RefSeq and is a predicted model, not a curated record. NCBI's taxonomy places the organism in Eukaryota, Metazoa, Chordata, Cladistia, Polypteriformes, Polypteridae. The coding region runs from base 3164 to 3583 and encodes 139 amino acids.